Molecule: messenger RNA, 2362 nt
Organism: Cuscuta epithymum
Lineage: Eukaryota; Viridiplantae; Streptophyta; Magnoliopsida; Solanales; Convolvulaceae
Source: the annotation of a GenBank genome assembly
GGGUGAAAACAAAAGGAUUAUCCACUUGGUGAACGUGGUUUUCCCAUUUUGGCCGGAGCUAUUUUUUAUGCUGUAUCCUGGACUCAUAAUUCGUCAGUAGAGUUGACAUGGUUGCGUCCAAUUUUGUUAUGGAUUAUGCGAAGUCUCCUGCGGUGGAGAGUCGAACAUCCCCAUCGGCGAGCAGUGGUAGUCCAAUUGACAUCCUGCCGCCUUCCAUUUUAUAUUCCGUAAAGAAUGUUUGAAUAUAGAGAAACUAGUCAUUUUGUAUUAUUAAAUGAAUUGAUUAAAACAUCUCAAUUGAGCAAAACUGUUAAAGGUCAAAUGCAAAACUUCAAGGGCUUAUUGAAUUUGUUUCUCUCGGUUUCAAUGUGAAAAGCGAAGCUUCACCGGAUCAGUCAAUGGAAGACCUGCUUUGAUCUUUUGGUACACAAGGAACUACUCAGACGUGUGUGUCUGAGGUUUAUGUAUGUUGCUCUUUGGUAGCUAAACAGGAGGAAAUUAAAGAUGUCAUUGGAUAAAAUAUGACCCGCGCAAGAAGUGGAAUUUGAAAGCUAAUAGUGUUGUUGAACGGCUAAAUAAAAGGAAAGGAGAUAUGGUGAUGGCUCCAACUGUGAAAGUGGUUCUUGGCUUGAUUGCCUUUGCUAUCUUUUGGGUGUUAGCAGUUUUCCCUGCGGUUCCAUUUAUGCCCAUAGGAAGGACCGCUGGGUCCUUACUUGGGGCUAUGCUCAUGGUUCUUUUUCAAAUCUUGACACCUGAUCAAGCAUAUGCUGCCAUAGAUCUUCCCAUUCUUGGACUUCUCUUUGGGACAAUGGUAGUCAGUGUGUAUCUUGAAAAGGCAGAUAUGUUUAAGUAUCUUGGGAAAUUGCUGGCAUGGAAAAGCAAAGGAGCUAAGGAUUUGCUGUUGAGAGUCUGUUUCAUCUCAGCCUUUUCCAGUGCUCUAUUCACAAACGACACGUCUUGUGUGGUUUUGACAGAGUUUGUGCUGAAAAUUGCCAGGCAGCAAAACCUCCCACCCCACCCCUUCCUACUAGCACUGGCUUCUAGUGCAAACAUUGGGUCUGCGGUUACUCCAAUAGGGAAUCCCCAAAAUUUAGUAAUAGCAAUGAAGAGCAAGAUAUCUUUCGGCAAGUUUUUUCUCGGAAGUUUUCCUGCAAUGCUAGUGGGUAUAUCAGUCAAUGCAUUUUUAUUGUUGUGCAUGUAUUGGAAAUUAUUGUCAGUAAAGAAAGACGAAGAAGACGCUUCUGGUGGAGAAGUUGUGACAGAAGAAGAAGUUGUCUCUCACCACUUCUCCCCUGCUACUAUGUCACAUCCAAAUGUCAAUGACCACUUGAAUCAUCCUGAUACACUUAGGAACCGUGGAAGUGUGAGUGAGAGUGAGAGUGAGAUUGAUAAGAUCAACUCUGCCCGAAGCUCAAAUGCGUCGUCACUUGAUGCAUCAAAGUUACCCUCAUCGAAUCAUGUAAGUGAAGCCGAGAACUUUUCUUGUCAAGAGGAGAAAGGGAAGUCUCUGGAAGUGUGGAGAAGGGCGGUGUGGAAAGUGUGUGUUUAUCUUGUUACUGUUGGAAUGCUAAUCUCUUUGUUGAUGGGUUUGAACAUGUCUUGGUCUGCAAUUACUGCAGCACUUGUUCUUGUGGUUCUUGAUUUCAAGGAUGCACGCCCAUGCUUGGAAAAGAUAUCAUAUUCAUUGUUGAUAUUCUUUUGUGGGAUGUUCAUCACAAUCGACGGCUUUAACAGAACGGAGCUUCCAAGUGCUGUCUGGGAUUUCAUGGAGCCAUACGCCAAAAUAGAUCACGUUAGCGGAAUAGCCGUUCUUGGUGCUGUCAUACUCUUACUCUCCAAUUUAGCUUCAAAUGUACCCACAGUUUUGCUGUUAGGGGCGAGGGUGGCAGCUUCAGCAGCCGAAAUAUCUCCGGCAAACGAGAAGAAGGCUUGGCUUAUCUUGGCUUGGGUGAGCACAGUGGGUGGGAAUCUUUCGCUCUUGGGGUCUGCUGCAAACUUGAUAGUGUGCGAGCAGGCUCGUAGGGCUCAAUAUGUGGGGUACAAUUUGUCAUUCUGGAGCCAUCUCAAAUUUGGUGUUCCUUCCACUCUUAUUGUAACAGCUAUUGGCUUGACUCUAAUUACAGGUUGAUAUUUUUGUUCCCCCUCUUCCAAACUCUUGCCAGAAGAUUUAGAAUUUUUAAUAAAUAGUUAUCCCUUCACAAGUCAAGUAGCUAAAACCAUUAACUACCUCAUCCUGUAUAUAGAACACAACUCAGAAAGGGAAAAACUGCUGUACCUGGAUAUUGGUCAUUUUGAUACUUAUUUUUGUGUCUAUUUUUAAUGGAGAAGCAUAAUUUACUAUUGUACCACAAACUGAUUCUGG